Molecule: messenger RNA, 1539 nt
Organism: Owenia fusiformis
Lineage: Eukaryota; Metazoa; Annelida; Polychaeta; Sabellida; Oweniidae
Source: the annotation of a GenBank genome assembly
AAUUUAUUAAAAAACAUGUGUGCAACUUUUUUAUCGAGUUUUACAUUUCAUCUGAGAUUCCUUAAGUAACUAAGUAAGGUUCAACAUUGUCUCCUCCAUGAUGAAGUUUGUCGUAAGGAGCUCCAGGAAUGGCGUCAGGUCAGGUGUGAUUACAGAGUUACCUGGGAGGCCAGAUGUUACUAUAGAAACACCAAUGUGCAUGGUGUACAGCCGCACAGGUAGUGUUCCUCACCUGACACCAGAUGUCGCCUCCAAAAUAGAUGGCACCCCUCUCAUCACACACAUUCCUAUUAAUUCCCUGAUUGGCCAUCUAUCUGCUGUAAAGCAAUGUAAGAAAGGAAUCAGGGAUUUUGCUGUUCUGGGGGACACAUUGCUCUAUGGCUCUCUCCAAGACCCUGCAGAACCUGUAUUCCCAGGGAAGAAUGACAAACAUUCCGUUGCAGUCUGGAGUAAAGGAGGAAGGAUAAGUGUGAAUCCUGAGAUGUAUGUUGAAGUCCAAGAGGCAUUUAAAUUUGAUUGGUUCGCUGCGCUGAGUGAUGGAGACACUGACAAACAGACAUCAAGAAAGCGUGUUCGUAAAUCAGUUGAUAGAACUUUACAAUGGCUGGAUGAAUCCAUUGAAAAACUUCAAAAAUCAGAUGUGCAAAGCAGUGAACGCCUGUUUGGUGUCCUUGAAGGGGGGUUUGAGAUUGACCAGAGAGUCCAUUCUGCAAAAGAGACAGCUCUGAGGCCUGUUGCAGGAUUUUGCAUAGAGGGGUUCAACACUGCAGGACCAGAGACAGAGAAAGUGGACUUCACAGAGAUAAAAUCCAUCUUACAUGAGACCCUAACGCAUUUACCAAGUGAAAAACCAAGAAUCAUGCACCAAGUAUGGCCACCACACCUUGUGUUAGAGGCCUUAGAAGCUGGGAUAGAUAUAUUUGACAGCUCAUUUCCUUAUAUAGUCACAGAACGAAAUGCUGCGUUGAUAUUUGAUUUUAAAUACAACGGAACAAGAUCUCAGGUUAUAAAGCCCAAUGGUGGGAGUGAUUCUGAGUCUGCCACUCGGGUGGGGUAUGAAAUUGAUCUCAAGGAUAAAAGGUUUGAGAGUGACUUUAGUGGAUUACUGGCAGGUUGUAGCUGUUACACAUGUAGGAACUUUACAAGGUCAUAUAUAUGUCAUCUUGUCAACACUAGGGAAUUACUUGCAUCUGUCCUGCUUAUGAUACACAAUGUUCAUCAUUACUUUGAGUUUUUCCGGCACAUUCGUCUCUCGAUACAAGAAGAUAAAUUCCUAGAGUUAUUGAAGCUGAUUAACUCUCAGAGAAAUGUUCCAGAAAAAACUUAGGACAUCAGAUGUCAGAGGCUGUAAUAAGGAGGAUAAAAAUGGCAGUAAAUUGGACAGUGAUUAUCUACUUACGCAAGACAGUGAAUUUUCAUUGGAACUACAUGCACAAGGAAAGCUCAUAUACGUGUAUACAAACUGAGUUUACAGAAGAGAGCAUCCACAAUCUAGACUGAGUGCAAUAUAACAAAAUAGUGCAUAUAUUGAUUAGACUG